This is a messenger RNA of Spodoptera frugiperda (fall armyworm), 2385 nucleotides long. Its product is annotated as cytochrome b5. The record is from RefSeq and is a predicted model, not a curated record. Bases 223 to 621 code for a protein of 132 amino acids. Lineage: Eukaryota; Metazoa; Arthropoda; Insecta; Lepidoptera; Noctuidae. Gene Ontology annotation, cellular component: membrane; intracellular membrane-bounded organelle. Gene Ontology annotation, molecular function: heme binding. The transcript is spliced from 5 exons.
UGUUCGCGUUAGUCUAUGAUGUACGCGUACGGUUGUCACUGUCAGACCUCAUGGAUAUCAACUGUCAGAUUAGUGUCAGUGUCAAAGUCAAAAUUAUAGGUAGUCACGCAACUCUCGCACGUCACAUCGUCAGGAACAGUCAGAGACUUCAGUUCAGUUGUGGACUUGUAAAGACCGAUCUCAACCGCGUUUAAGGUUCAGAGAAGCAGGCAGUAAAGUACGAUGGAAGAGCAACCGAAACCGAAGUUAUUCACCCGGGAGGAGCUGAAGUCACGGUGCACGCGGAAUGAUGCCGUGUUAAUAAUUCAUAAUGAGGUGUACGACGUCACCAGCUUCCUAGCAGAGCACCCCGGUGGUGAAGAGGUGCUACUGGAAAAGGGCGGCCAGGACGCUACCGAGCCAUUCGAGGAUGUCAGCCACAGCUCCGAUGCCAGAUCUUUGAUGAAGAAGUACAAGAUCGGCGAGCUGGUGGAGGCAGACCGAGUGCAGAGUAAAAACGCUUUCGCACCUCAAUGGACCAACGACCAGGCGCAGGAGCAGGGCAACACGUGGACGUCGUGGCUGACUCCGUUGCUGCUGGGCGUGGCCGCCACCAUCCUGUACCGCUACCUGUUCGCGUAGUGCCGCCGCCGCCACGCCACGCUGCUACGACUCGUUACUCUAAGCUAUAUUUAAGUAAACUGGGCAAGUAUCGUCAGACAACUCUCACUCAUGACGAUGUGGUUGCUAACUUUAUAACUUGAAAUGUUUAGUGGCAUUAGGUGGUAAUUAUUAUCAUCAUGUUAAAUCGAUACCUACCUAAGUAAAUAAGAUGUAAUGUAGGCAUAUUAAACCAAUCAGAAUAUGUCUCACCGCAUGUAUGUAUGAGUAUCAGAUUUAUCAAUUCUCCAAAAGUGAUAUGACAUAUUAAUGGUUCUAAAUGCGGCAUAUGUCCCGCCUCCUUUGAAUCCUGCUCUGUGUGCUCCAAUUUAUAACAUACAAAUUUUAACAUAAAAAAUAAACAUACAAGCAUAAUUAAGAAUGCUACCUUCAUUCCAAAAUGUCAAUAGAGUGCGGCACAUAAUUAUGUACGUGUAUAUAUCACUUCAACUGUAAUAUUUCACACUUAAGUAUCUCUUCAUGAAUUUGAGGCCAUAUGUAGUGAACUAGUGAAUAGUAAUGAUAACAGUUUUGUUCUGUAAAUGCUCUGCUUGUUAUAAUAUAGAUGUUUAUCUAAAAUAAGAUAAUAUCGGCAUUUAACAGAACAUACAUAAUUCAUACAGAUUAUUGUCAUCAUACAUAAGCAGUAACAAAUUCCUGUAGUUAAGUUGAAGAGAACCAUCGUCAUACUACGAAUGAGGGCUGUAAGUGCUUGUAGAAUGGGUGGUGUAUGUUAGGUAGGUAGGUACGAGUAGCAGCAACGAAUAUUGUGGUACAGUGCCCCGUCAUCAUAGUUUAGCUCGGAGAGUUGUGGCCGGUGUAUAGCAGUCGGUAGGAGAGGUGUGUCACAUGGAGGAGGUGGCUGUGCGUCGGCGAGUUGACAAACUGCCACAGUCUGCCGUCGGCCGUGCAUGGAUGAUGGAUGUACCGACUCGUAGCGGCGCGGCGCUUAUUCCGUUUUUCUACUCUAAGGUCACUUUGUUUCAACUAUAUAUGGUGCCAGUACGCAGUUACUACUUUUAUUGAGGUGUUAAGACUAGAUGAUUAAGCGAAUGUGUAUUUUUACUUUUUUAUUUGGGAUGAGGUAUAUUACUGCUAUUUAUUUAAUUUACUUCUCAAUGUGUGUGCCUUCUGAAAGUUCGUGAGUUCUUAUGCUAAGGAAAUGUAAUAAAAUAAAAUAUACAAUAAUAGGCCAUGGUGAGUUUGUUAUGGAAUGUGCACACACCUCAAGUACCAAUAAUGUGUCUUAUGAAUAUUGCAAUUAUGUGUUUCUUGUUUCACAGUAUGAACAUAAUUUUACAAUAAUAUUAUAUUUUAAUAUUAAGCCCAUAAAGUAGUACAAUAUUUUCUUAGAUUAUUUGAUUAAGCUUUAUAUGUAUGUAUUCGAGUGAACUACUGUUGAUGACAUUUGUGAAGUUAUAGUUUAAUUCCACAUAGUAAGAUACAAAUAACUAUAUACAAGAGUGAAUUUACUGAUUGCUCAUGUGUCAAUGUAAUGUUUGUAUCUAUUUACAUACAACUAGCAGUUGAUCCACAUCUUGCGGAUGGCCUGGUUUAGCACAAAUUUGUAUAAAUACAAAGGAAUACAUGGUGGCAAUAUCACAAACUCCUGAACAUUUUGAAGCAGUUUAACAAAAAGUAUGUAUACAAAUAUGCAUUAUUUACACUGGAUGAUCGAGGCUCAUGGCUUAUUUACAUUGUAUGGCCUUUUGUGAUAUAUCUAUGUAAUAUAAUCACCCUCUGGAA